Molecule: messenger RNA, 1895 nt
Organism: Diorhabda carinulata
Lineage: Eukaryota; Metazoa; Arthropoda; Insecta; Coleoptera; Chrysomelidae
Gene: Cat
Product: catalase-like
Exons: 6
Coding region: 295-1806 (503 amino acids)
Biological process (GO): response to hydrogen peroxide; hydrogen peroxide catabolic process
Cellular component (GO): cytoplasm; mitochondrion; peroxisome
Molecular function (GO): catalase activity; heme binding
Source: RefSeq, a predicted model, not a curated record
UUUUCAAAAAAGAAGAAUAGAUAUAUGGAGAAAAUAACUCAAAACAAAGUUUUAAUUUGUAUAGUUAAAGUUAAUUAAGUGAGAAUAUUCAAUAUAUUACACACGUAUAAGGUUCAAAGUUGAUAAACAACAGCGAUAUCGUAUCCCCACUAUAAACAUCGUUAUCAACAAUAACCAGUUUUUAAAUUUAUAAUCAAAACCGAAGUUCAUAUAUAUAUAUAAGAGGGCAAGUGCUUGAUCUCGAACAAAUAUUUUUGUUUAAUACUCUCGAUUUGGGUAUUUCGAAACGAGAAAAUGGCGCAGAGAGAUGCUGCAACUAAUCAACUCAACGAAUACAAGAAAAAUGUACAACAAACCGAAUCGGUUACGACCGGUUUCGGUAUUCCUAUAGGAGAACGCGCCGCCUCCUUGAGCGUCGGACCCAGAGGUCCUCUUCUGUUCCAAGACCAAAACCUCGUAGACGAAUUGGCCCAUUUCGAUAGGGAACGUAUCCCAGAGCGAGUCGUCCAUGCUAAGGGAGCCGGGGCUUUCGGAUACUUCGAAGUAACCAACGACAUCACCAAAUACACGGCGGCGAAAGUUUUUUCGACCAUCGGUAAGAAAACCCCGAUUGGCGUACGGUUUUCGACGGUGGGCGGCGAAUCCGGUUCCGCCGAUACGGUUCGAGAUCCUAGGGGAUUCGCCGUUAAAUUUUACACCGAGGACGGUAUAUGGGAUUUGGUGGGAAACAACACGCCGAUUUUCUUCAUCAGGGAUCCGAUUUUCUUCGCAAGUUUCAUCCAUACGCAAAAGAGGAAUCCCCAAACUCAUCUCAAGGACCCCGACAUGUUUUGGGACUUUAUGUCGCUCAGACCGGAGACGAUGCAUCAAAUGAUGUUCCUGUUUUCGGAUAGAGGAAUACCGGACGGUUACAGGCACAUGCACGGAUACGGUUCUCAUACCUUUAAAUUGAUCAAUAAAGAUGGUAAAGUGCAUUUCUGCAAGUUCCAUUAUAGGACCGAGCAGGGGAUCAAGAAUCUCGACGUGAAAAAGGCAGAAGAGCUGUCAGCUACCGAUCCAGAUUACAGUAUAAGAGAUCUUUACAACGCAAUCGCCGAAGGUAAAUACCCGAAAUGGACGCUUUCGAUUCAAGUUAUGACGCCCGAACAAGCUCAAAAAUCCCCAUUCGACCCCUUCGAUUUGACGAAAGUCUGGCCCCAAAGCGAAUAUCCCCUCAUAAAAGUCGGCACGAUGGUAUUGAAUCGCAACCCCGAGAAUUAUUUCGCCGAAGUCGAACAAAUAGCUUUCAGCCCCUCACAUCUGGUGCCCGGCAUAGCCGCCUCCCCCGAUAAGAUGUUACAGGGUCGUUUGUUCGCUUAUUCCGACACGCACCGCCACCGUUUGGGGCCGAAUCAUCUACAAUUACCUGUUAAUUGUCCGUUCAAGGUGCGCAACUACCAGAGGGACGGUUUCAUGAACGUCAAUAACCAAGGAGGGGCGCCGAAUUAUUUCCCCAACAGUUUCGGGGGGCCGCAGAACGAUCAAGUUGCCAAAUCCUUGGAUCCGGCGUUUACCGUUUCCGGAGAGGCUUUCAGAUACGAGACGGGCGACGCAGAUAACUUCAGUCAGCCGAGAAUCUUUUGGAGGAAAACGUUGAACAAAGAGGAGAAGGAGAGAUUGGUAUCUAAUAUAGUGGGCCAUCUAUCCGACGCUUCGGACUUUAUUCAACAGCGACAGGUGCAACAUUUCAGACAGGUCGACGAAGACUUGGGCGAUAGAAUCGCUCAGGGAUUGAAAAAGUCCAAGAGUGCAAAGGCCAAAAUAUGAAAAUUUGAAAAAUGAACAUUUUUUUAUUCAUUUUUAUUUUUUUAUCUGUCUAAAGGUGUUUUUGAUGUCAAUAAAUAUAUUUUAACAUA